AAAACCAAAAAAAGUAGCUGCAUGAGAGGGUCUCUAGAGUACCCACCACUCCACCUUCCUCCUCCCUAACUUAAACAACUUUUGGCUCAAUAUCAUCCUUUUGAUGUAUUCAUCUAUUCCCUAUAAUAUUAUUCUCUUGCAGCUUUUCUUCUCGUCAAACUCUUGGCGAAUAGGACAAUAACAACUCUGUGAUUCUUCGUUUCAUAAGAAUAUUGUUAGGUGAAAUGGAACAAGCAAAAUAUUGGAUGAGCGCGAAGCGCAAACAUGACAUGAUAUUAUCAAACAAUCAUUCAACAUAUGGUGAUUCGUGGGAGGAGCAAGCUUUUGCUGAAGAUGCAGCUGGAGCUCUUGGAGGGUGCGUAUGGCCACCAAGAUCUUAUACUUGUAGCUUUUGUAGAAGAGAAUUCAGGUCAGCUCAAGCUCUCGGUGGCCAUAUGAAUGUUCAUAGGAGGGAUAGAGCAAGAAUGAAACAAUCUCCUCCGUCUAAUAAUCCAUCUGGUCAUGAUCAUCAAGUAUUUGUUCCUCCUCCUCUUACUCAUCAUCAUCACAAUAGCCAUCUUCAAUACCCUUCUCAAAUUCAUACCUUUAUGUACAAACCUAAUCCCGACUCUGACUCUGGAGCUCAAAUUAGGGUUUCGUCUCAAAGGACCUUAGCAACCCAUCAUCAUUCUUCCUUUUCAUCAAUUGUCCAGGAAGAAAACAAGAACAAGUUGUCAUCACCUCCUUCUUCAUGGUCAAACUCGGUGGCUGACAAAUAUUCUUCUCUCUCAAAUGUGAAAAAUGAUGAUGAGAAGAAGUUGAAAUCUAUAGAUUUCAAGAAAGAUCCAGAGAGUAAUCUUGAAGUCAUGAUAGACUCCGUCUUUAGGGCAAAACAAGACCAUGUUGAGGAAACUGCUACCUGCAAAAGAAGGAGAGUUGAGGAGACUAAUAGUAUUUCACUUGCAAAUCUCUUUCCUAAAACAAGUUCAUCAAUAGAAAGAUGUCGUCCACAAUCAGAAGCACUUGAAAGGAUCCCUAGUGCCAUAGAGGAAUUGGAUCUUGAAUUGAGGCUUUGAACAUUCUAAAUUAAGGUGAAGUGAAUUUCAAAAAAAAAGUUACUACUCUUAUGACAACAGCAACUUGUGAUCUCUUGCUGAUCAUUUCUUUCUGUGUGUUUCACUCUUCCUCUCCUCUUUCUUUCUUUCACGUUUUCUGAUUCUUAAGCUAAACUUGAAGAGUGUAAGAAUGACUUAAGAGUUAAGAUGUUAUGAAAGGCUUCAAAUAUUUCUCUAAGCAUGAGAAAGGUCUCUUGUCAAAUGUUUUGAGUGUGUAACUUAGAUUUAUGGAUUUUAUGCUAAUUUGCAUAGGUGUCUCCAAGAAAGUUAACACAACAUGAUCGAUGAAUUCUAGGUGUCUAGACGAAGAAUUUGUCGAUUUCUCAAACCAUGAUGUAUUAGU
Capsicum annuum is the source of this 1437-nucleotide messenger RNA. Its product is annotated as zinc finger protein 10. The record is from RefSeq and is a predicted model, not a curated record. The transcript has a single exon. Lineage: Eukaryota; Viridiplantae; Streptophyta; Magnoliopsida; Solanales; Solanaceae. The coding region runs from base 225 to 1055 and encodes 276 amino acids.